Dunckerocampus dactyliophorus (ringed pipefish) is the source of this 2519-nucleotide messenger RNA. It is a transcript of the gene mysm1, whose product is annotated as Myb-like, SWIRM and MPN domains 1. The record is from RefSeq and is a predicted model, not a curated record. Bases 43 to 2406 code for a protein of 787 amino acids. Lineage: Eukaryota; Metazoa; Chordata; Actinopteri; Syngnathiformes; Syngnathidae. Gene Ontology annotation, cellular component: BRISC complex; BRCA1-A complex. Gene Ontology annotation, molecular function: metallopeptidase activity; polyubiquitin modification-dependent protein binding. The transcript is spliced from 19 exons. Gene Ontology annotation, biological process: double-strand break repair.
CUAGAUCCCCUCCGCUGCGGCUGUUUGCGUUGAUCCUUCAAGAUGGAGGACGAGGUGGAUGUUGACAUCGAGGGUGACGAGUUUGAUACUAAUAUAAGUGAGCAGGAUGGCAGGGGUUUGGUACAGGAGCAGCUGCAGUCUGCUUGGAAUAGCGACGCGGGUAUUCUUCCCUGGGAGUUGGACAGCUCCAUCAGCAAUGAAAACCGAGAGGUGAUCCAGAGGAUGCUCCUGGAGGAGCAAUACUAUUUGAAAGGCAAGGAGAUACCCAGCGAUAUUUGGUUCAGUGAUGCUAACAGCAAGCCCAAAGUAAAAAAGUCUCCAGCCAAGACCGCAAGCUCCUCCUCCUCCCGAUGGUCCAAACAGGAGAAAGAUCUAUUUGAAGAGGGACUGGCUCAGUUUGGACGAAGAUGGACAAAGAUCGCCAAGGUGGUGGGGAGUCGCACCGUUCUUCAAGUCAAGAGCUAUGCCAGACAGCAUUUUAAACACAAGGCCAAAGUGGCACCCAAUGUCGGGGCUCCCUCUACAGGCCCUGCGCCGUCCUUGCAGCCUCCUCAGCCUACCUCCAGCCGCGCUGCAGCCUUGGCAAAUAUGGUGCGCAUUAAGAAAUUGGUUGACGACGAGGAUGAGGAGGUAGACAUCACCGACGACCUCACCGAUGACGGCGAUGACAACGAGGAGACGUGUGAGCAACUGGUUAACAGUCCUAACAGUUUUUCAACUGCAACUUCAUGUCGUCUGCCGGAGGAGCGUGGUGAUGAUGAGCCACAUGUGGAGGACAAAGAUGAAGCAGACAAGCAAGUGGAGGAGGAGGUCAAAAGUGAUGAAGCUGUGGAUGCUGUCAGAUCAGAAGAAGAUCAUGAUGAGCAGAAUGAUGACGAGGAGGAGGAAGAGGAGGAGGAACUUAAGGUCCCUGAACAAGAAUUGGAGUUGGACAUGGAGACCAUCAGCGAGGAUGAGAAACAAGCCAUCCCGGAGUUCUUUGAGGGACGUCCUUCCAAGACCCCGGAAAGAUACCUGAAGAUCAGAAACUACAUUUUGGAUCAGUGGCUGAAGAGCAAACCCAAGUACUUGAACAAGACGUCGGUUCGGCCUGGCCUGAAGAAUUGUGGCGACGUCAACUGCAUCGGGAGAAUACAUACCUACCUGGAACUCAUUGGCGCCAUUAAUUUCAACUGUGAACAAGCCGUGUAUAAUCGACCCAAAGUGGUGGACCGCUCCAAGCACAAGGACGGUAAAGAUGUGCUGGAGGCUUAUCAGCUGGCACAAAGACUGCAGAGUAUGCGGACCAGGAAGCGCCGCGUGAGGGACACUUGGGGAAACUGGUGUGACGCCAAACACCUUGAGGGACAGACCUAUGAGCAUCUGAGCGCAGAGGAGCUGGCCUUGCGUAGAGAGCGGCUGGCGAUGCAGCCCAAAGCCUGCAAGUUGUCCAGACACAGAGGUAUUUCUUUUAGGUCUGUUGAUCCCUUCCAGCUCAUUCCAUGCAGGUCCUUUGGAGAGGAUGUGCAGGAACCAUUCCAGGUCAUCGUGUGUGCUGAGACACUUCUCAUUAUGGACAUGCAUGCCCACGUCUCGAGAGGGGAGGUCAUUGGUCUGCUUGGUGGAACUUUCAAUGAGGAGGAGAAAAUGUUGAAGAUCUGUGCAGCAGAGCCUUGCAACAGCGUGAGCACAGGGCUCCAAUGCGAGAUGGACCCGCUGUCUCAGACACAGGCCUGCGAUGUGCUCUCCUCUCUGGGCCUAAGCGUUGUGGGCUGGUACCACUCGCAUCCAUCCUUCCACCCCAAUCCGUCCAUGCGGGACAUCAACACACAGGACCAGUUCCAGAGUUAUUUCUCUCGUGGCGGCGCCCCCUUUAUUGGGAUGAUUGUGAGCCCGUAUGACCCAACCAAUCCUUCCCCACAUUCCCAGACAACAUGCUUGUUGGUGAAGGACAGCCAGGAGCUCUCUGGAAUGCAAAAGGUUCCUUACAAAUUCGACUUCCUGCCAUCACAAGACAUCCCAAACUGGGAUCAGAUGUUAAGGAGAGUGCUGUGGAUCAUCCAUAAAUACUCCCAAACACCAGGGAGCGUGCACAUGGACAGAUUUUUCCGAAGGAACUCGCACCUCACCUGUUUGGAAAAGAUGCUGUCGUCGCUGGCCAGGUACUUGGAACCGUUACCCGAGGAGGAGGGAGACGCCUUCCUCACUCAUGUCCACACGCUCUUCCUGUCCGACUUCAUCACCAAACAGCAGCAAGAGAGCGAGCAGCUAAAUAACCUGACCUCGGGCAACCUAGAGGAAGCAGACGACGAUGAGGAGUCUGGCCGAGGAGCCAACGCGCAAGACAAAGCAAACUCGGAGACUGAUGGCAGCACAGUGUUACAUCUCGGCUCCGUACUGUCAACGGGACACGACUAUUUACUGUGACGCACCAUAUCAGUGUCAUGUUGAUGACAUUUUUAUUUACUAAGUAAACAUUUUGUACAUCUUUCAACACAGCAACAGCAGUAAAGUAAUUUUAAUCCAAACAAUCAAUGCAG